This is a messenger RNA of Chlorella variabilis, 1530 nucleotides long. RefSeq lists its product as hypothetical. The coding region runs from base 1 to 1530 and encodes 509 amino acids. The record is from RefSeq and is a predicted model, not a curated record. The transcript has 11 exons. Lineage: Eukaryota; Viridiplantae; Chlorophyta; Trebouxiophyceae; Chlorellales; Chlorellaceae.
AUGGCCAGGCGGGCAGCAGUGCUGCUGCUGCUGGCGGCGGCAGCGGUGGCGCACGGCGCAGCGGCGCCCGGCUGCCGCACUUACACAAGCAAGGGUCUCAUCCAGCCUGCCAUCGGCUCCCUCCAGGACGUCGUUGUGGAUGCCUUUGUGGCGCAGGAUGCCUCGGCCACACUAGACGUCAGCCACCGGCGGAUCACCCUGACGGCGGCGCCCUUCUCCAACGCCGCGGGCGCGCUGGCGGCCCACCCCACCAUCAUCCUUAAGUCGCAGGGACUGGGCAGGAAGGGGCACAACCUGUACCGCACCACCUUUGCGGAUGCCGCCCAGCUCUCGUUCCCGCUCGAGGCGAGCUUCGCCCCCUUCACCGGCACCUUCCGCCCCGUCCAGAAGCUGGCCUUCCUGGUGGAUGGCGAGCUGCCAGUGGCCGGCUCCGGCGGCAGCCAGGGCCUGUGGACGCUGACCGUCGCUGACGUGGCACCCAACAACACGCUGCGUGACAUCGCGCUCAACGGCUGGACCCUGCAGCUGUGCGAUGCGGUGCAGGAGUCGCCCGCCCCGACACCUUCUCCCAGCCCCUCCCCGGCCCCUGCCGUCGUGCCAACCCCCACCGCCUCGCCACCCGCUCCCGCCGUUGUCUCCUACUCUGGGCCCACCGAUUCUGGCAGCUCUGCUGGCCCCACCACCGGCACCGGCACCGGCACCACCGGCACUGGCGCCGCCGGCCCCAGCAACAUCCUGGGGUGGCAGGUGGUGUACCGCGGCGUGCCACCCGCCCCGCUGCAACCCGGUUCCGGCGCCCCCGCACCCGUCCCCUCCCCCGCCUGGCCCCCGGCAGUUGGUACCGACGGUACCGGCGCGCUGGACCAGCUGCUGGCGCAGCGCCCGCUGCUGACCCUCCUGCAGAACCAGAUCGCUGCCCUGGCUUCCGGCAUCGGCGGCACCUGCGACCCCACCUGCCAGCAGGCCAAGCAGAGCAUCCGCCUGGGCGAGCUGCAGACGUGGCUGGAGGCCCACGCCGAUGACACGCACCGCCUCGGCGCCUGGCUGCACGACCACCUGCGCCUGCCCACCAUCAUGGUCGACGGCCAGCCCCUGCAGCUGCCCGCCAUCGGCGACGGCGCGCUGCUGCAGCACCUGCUGUCCUCCGGCGGCGACAAGGUGCAGGGCCUGCUGUCCGCCUUUGGCGCCGCAGGCGAGCGCAUCGCCCAGCUGGCCUCGCACUUUGGCGGCGCGGUGGCCGACCGCGCGCAGGCGGCGCACGAGGCGUACAGCGAGCACGGCGAGCGCCUGGCCUCGCUGCUGGCCUCGGGCGCAGACCGGCUGAUGGGGGCGCUGGCGGCGGGCGCGGACCGCAGGCAGGAGCUGGUGGGCGGGCUGGCGGCCAAGGCCGACCAGCGGGGCGAGGCCUUCCAGCAGUUCAUGAGCGGGCUGGAUGGCCUGAACCUGGGCCAGCUGUCGGAUCUGAGCCAGCAGGGCGUGCAGGACAUGGCCGCACACUUUGCGGAGCUCUUCGACUUCUCCAACCUCUGA